AUAUAAAUUUUGAAGGAAUUUUUUUAGCUUAUAGUUUAGAUAUCAUAAGAUUGUUAUGAAUAUCGCAGGUAGACAUGUCAGCAUUGUGGUUGUUACCGCAACACUGCCUAACAGGAUUAGGCGAGGCUUUGAACGCCAUAGGACAAAUAGAGUUGUACUACUCACAAUUCCCAAAGAGCAUGGCAAGUAUCUCUGUUGCACUUUUCGCCUUAGGUAUGGCCUUCGCUAAUGUCGUAGGGAGCCUUAUUGUCAAUAUAGUAGACGUUGCUUCUAAAAGUGCUGAUGCUACAAAAGAAAGUUGGGUUUCGACUAAUUUGAACAAGGGCCACUACGACUACUAUUAUUGGAUACUCACUCUUCUAAGUCUAGUAAAUUUUAUAUACUUCUACUUCUGCAGCCGCGCUUUUAAAUAUUGCGACCACGACAUAUUUUGGGAUCAUGACAAUAGGACCGCUCAGUUCACCGACAAGGAAGAUAUCAUGCUUGAUAUUCCUAAAUCUACAGGCGACGACUCAUCUUCGAUAUAUUUUUCGGCUUGAUAUUAUUUUUCUAGCUACGUGCACUAUCUCUUCCUUGGUAUUAUUGCUACGCGUUAGUCGUGUGAAUGUUUAUUAUAUAUAUGUGAAAUCAUAUAUUAUAGUAGUUUGCGAAACAGCCCAUUAGAG
Molecule: messenger RNA, 665 nt
Organism: Erythranthe guttata (spotted monkey flower)
Lineage: Eukaryota; Viridiplantae; Streptophyta; Magnoliopsida; Lamiales; Phrymaceae
Source: RefSeq, a predicted model, not a curated record